Molecule: messenger RNA, 1824 nt
Organism: Aspergillus luchuensis
Lineage: Eukaryota; Fungi; Ascomycota; Eurotiomycetes; Eurotiales; Aspergillaceae
Exons: 2
Coding region: 1-1824 (607 amino acids)
Source: RefSeq, a predicted model, not a curated record
AUGGCUGCCGACCAGUUGCUCCAGUCCAUCGCUCAUUCCACUCCCGGUGAAGAGUGGUUUGACUUUGACAACUCCUUCGACAUCCCCUACGGAGGUGUGGGAAGCAAUCCCACCUCGGUGGAUUCUGUCUCCCCUAAGGAUUUGGAUCUAACUUUUGCCGACUUUGAUGAUUGCAAUUGGGGUCCGAGUCCUGGGGUCUGCACUCAGGAGCUAUUCGCUGAUCUGGUCAACUAUGAUGCGCCUAUGGAGGGCUUUGGAGAACAUGCAUUGGACGCCUCGUCAUCCAUGCUGGACCCCACCGGGUCCUUCCACCAGAUGCCCGCAUCUCCGACUCCGGGGCUGAUGGGGUCGGAGCUGACUGACCUAUGGUCACAGAAUAUGGGCGGGGUUGACGACCCCUUCUACACCACUGUCCGACAGAUGGUGGAGUUCCAAGCUGCUGCUGAUCCAAGCGCCUUGUCUAGCAAGGAAAAGCGCAUGGAGGCGUCUAUUGCUCUUCACAUGCAACGCCUUCAGGAAGCAGCAAUGCAAGAUCUGGAACUGUCGUCGGACUCGAGCACAACAUUCCCAUCCCCUCGCUGGUCCGACUCUGCAGCAAGCGUUUAUCAGGGUGGGACAUGUACAACCCCAGCUACCACACCUCUGCCCGAUGUAACGCGCACACCAGUCUCGGGCUCUGAGUCUGCAGCUGGAGCUAUGGAACUGGUGCUUGAUCUUAACAUGAACACAACCACGAACGUACCAAAGAAGCAAAAGCCUCGAUCGCAAGCUCAGAAAGAAAACUACAUCAAAGUUCGAAAGCAUGGUGCUUGCGAGAAGCACAGGAAACAACACAAGCGGUGCAACUGUCUUGAGAAGGCCGCCUCCCAAAUUGCUGUCAGCCAAAAGGCUGUUUCUACUUGCAACAUACCAAUCAAGUCGACCUUCAGCACGCAACGACACGUUCACAGAUCCGAACGAGAAUCUCUUCUUGUGAGCACGACGCCGACACCAGCCAGUAAGUCAACUGUUUCACAGCCGACAGGAGGCUUGGGUUCCAAGGAGCUUCAAUACGUUCAACUUCGGCAUCGCCACCGUUUGCCAUCCACUCCUACGUCGAUGGAUCCUCAAUAUGGACAGCACUCGCCACACUCAGUCAAGUCAGCUGCAAGCUGUCGUGGCGACGUAGACCUCAAUGGCGGUACAGGUCGUCCGACAACGUUCCGGGACAGCUCGGGACAACAGCAAUCACCAAGGUCACCUGGUUCCGACCGCAGGGUCGGCCUCGUCCACUCACUGUCGAAGAGACUGCAGAUCUGUUCGACAUCAGGUCAGGUAGAUCGGGGAGGACUGGCUCUUCGUCAUGCUCCGGACAGACAACACGCAAACCAGGCUGUGACAGCCCGCAUGCAUGUGUCAGUCCAGGCAUCAAUUCCAUCCCGAUCCAGUACAGCUGCCGUCAGCGGCGUACUAUGCAGGCCCAGCCCCUCCUCGCGUGCUGCUGCCACAGCAAGCGUGCAAUCCAACCGCAGCACUGAGACCAGUGCCAUAUUCGAGACACACGCCAGUUCCUGGCGCAUCAGAUCUUUGGUAUAUCCAUCGACACCCCACUCGUUGGUCGUACAAGCCAACGAUGUCCACGACCAAGUUGCGUCGCGGACAAUUGUGUCAAGGGUACUUCAAAGCGUCUUUCCGGUCUCUCACUUCUUGGAUCUAUCUGUAUGCUUCGCUUCUUGGUUGAGUACGUGCUUUGACAAAACCUGGAGCUUUUCCAGAUUUGGCAAGCUCGUCAUGAUAUCGACCAGACGGCAUUGGCUCACGGGGAAGGGAUUUCGAUGGGGUUGA